AUGCCGCGCGAGAUCGUGUCUAUUCAAGUCGGCCAGUGUGGCAACCAGCUCGGCCUUAAGUGGUGGGAUGUCAUGUUGGAGGAGCACAAGGCCAACCCGCAGUACCCCGACGCCCGCGACGCACUUUUUAUCUCGGAGCCUGUGGGCAGAGAUGGCAGCACGGCGCUGCGGGCACGUUGCGUCGCGAUUGACAUGGAGGAGGGCGUGCUGCGCUCCAUGCUGCGUGGCCCGCUGCAGGACGUUUUUGAUGCCACCUUUUUUGUAUCCGACGUCAGCGGGGCGGGAAACAACUGGGCGGUGGGGCACAUGGAGUACGGCGACAAGUACAUUGAUAGCAUCUCGGAGUCGGUCCGGGGGCAGGUGGAGCGCUGUGACAGCAUUCAGUCCUUUUUUGUAAUGCACUCGCUGAGCGGUGGCACCGGCUCCGGCUUAGGCACACGCGUGCUGGGGAUGCUGGAGGAUGAGUUCCCGCACAUUUUUCGCAUCUGUCCUGUGGUGACGCCGGGGGCCGUGGACGACGUUGUGACGGCGCCGUACAACACCGCCUUCGCCGUGCGGGAGCUCAUUGAGCACGCGGAUGCGGUGCUGCCGCUGGACAACGACGCCCUCGCCCGCAUGGCAGACGCCGCACUGGGGCGCAAGUCCGUAAGCAACGCGGCCGGGGAGGUGAUACGUGGCGGGGUGCCGGAUGUCCACAGCUACAGCGUGGCACAGCCGACCAAGACAAAGCUGCCGUACGACUCCAUGAACGCGCUUGUGGCGCAGCUGCUGAGUAACCUGACGUGCGCGAUGCGGUUUCCGGGGCCGCUGAACAUGGACAUCAAUGAAAUCACGACCAACCUCGUUCCCUACCCACGACUCCUGUUUCUGACGUCCGCCAUUGCCCCACUUAACGUCGCGCGGUACUCGGCAGCCGCCGGACCGCGUUCCGUGGAUUCUUUGCUCACUGCCUGCCUGGAGAAGGACCACCAGUUUGUCGACGUCUCCGGCGGGACCCAGUCGGCGCUGACGCGGGACGCGGGCACUUGCCUGGCCACCGCCCUCAUUGCCCGUGGGCCGCAGGUUACGGUUGGGGAUCUCGCUCGUAACAUUCCACGCAUUCGCGCGCGGCAAAAGUUGGUCUACUGGAACGAGGAUGGAUUCAAAACAGCCCUCUGCAGUGUGAGUCCCCUGGGACACCGGAAUUCAGUGCUGAUGCUAUCCAAUCACUGCUCCAUUGCGCAGAAGCUACAGACAAUCUACGAGCGCUUCAUGCGGCUUUAUAAGGUUCGCUCCCACGUGCACCAUUACGAAAGAUUUCUUGAGUUAUCGUACUUUGAUGCCUCCGCGGAGAUCCUCUCGACGACGGUGGAUGACUACAACUUUUUGAACACCGUGGAGCCCCCGGCGGAUGUGCCGCGUAGCAUGCGGGAGUUGGUGUACUACUAG
This is a messenger RNA of Trypanosoma conorhini, 1428 nucleotides long. RefSeq names its product putative epsilon tubulin. Gene Ontology annotation, cellular component: microtubule; cytoplasm. The coding region runs from base 1 to 1428 and encodes 475 amino acids. NCBI's taxonomy places the organism in Eukaryota, Euglenozoa, Kinetoplastea, Trypanosomatida, Trypanosomatidae. Gene Ontology annotation, molecular function: structural constituent of cytoskeleton; GTP binding. The record is from RefSeq and is a predicted model, not a curated record. The transcript has a single exon. Gene Ontology annotation, biological process: mitotic cell cycle; microtubule cytoskeleton organization.